This is a messenger RNA of Oryza brachyantha (malo sina), 1250 nucleotides long. Its product is annotated as ranBP2-type zinc finger protein At1g67325-like. The coding region runs from base 76 to 882 and encodes 268 amino acids. The record is from RefSeq and is a predicted model, not a curated record. NCBI's taxonomy places the organism in Eukaryota, Viridiplantae, Streptophyta, Magnoliopsida, Poales, Poaceae. The transcript is spliced from 8 exons.
CCCCCGCCGCCGGUUCUCCCGUCACCGCCGCGCCGCCGCCGCCGCCGCUGCUUCCGGUAUACUCAUUUCUGUUCGAUGGCUUCUGCGAAGGUGGAGAACCGAGGCGGCGCGUUCGGAUCGAAGAGGUCGCGCAACGACGUGUCUGUAAGGGAGGGGGACUGGACUUGUCCUCAGUGUGGUAAUGUCAACUUCAGUUUUAGAAAUGUAUGCAACCGCGGAGCCUGUGGUGCACCCCGUCCAUCACCGAGUCUAAGCCCAAGAGUGCCACCUCCUGCUGCUGGUGGAUAUGAUCGACCACAUCUGUUUUACGGUGGUGCUGGCACCCCACCCCCUAUACCUCUUGGGUCUGGUAGCUAUGGUGCCCCUUAUCCACAUCUUGGAUUGCGGUAUGGAUAUGGUCCACCGGUAGGACCUCCUGCUUCAUAUGGCCUUUUUUCUUCUUAUGCACAACCUGGACCGAUGGGCAGUCCGAUGGGAGGUAUUGGCUAUGGCCCUGGACCUGAGCUAGGCCGAUAUGGCUAUGGUUUUCGAGGAUCUCCAAUGCCGGUUUCUAGCCCAUGGUCUGGUGGACAAUUAGUGGAAAAUAAUGACAACACUGCUUCACGGAAGCGUCGUGGAGGCCCAGAUGGACUGUCUGAGGAUGACUGGGUCUGCCCGAAGUGUGAUAAUGUCAACUUUUCCUUCAGAAACAGUUGCAACAUGAAGAAAUGUGGAGCUCCAAGGCCAAGCCCUGCAUCUAAUGCUGCUCCAUCUCGCCAAGAAAAGGACGCUCCGGAAGGGAGCUGGACCUGCCCCGACUGCAACAACCUGAACUACCCUUUCCGCACGGCGUGCAAUCGGAAAGGCUGCGGAAGCAGCAGGCCGGCAGCCCCGGCAAACUAGGGCUCGCCGGCGAACAAGGACCGGUGGCCCCGGCGAAGUGGACCUACCUUGCGCCCACGAUGGGGUAGCGAGAGAGACCUUGUUGUAUCCCUAGCUUAUACAAGUUAAUUUAACGUGUAAACGGCAGACAUGUUCCCUUGCGGCCUGAGAUUCGUUGUGCUUGAUUUUAAUUUCGCCUUCUGAAUUUCCUCUACGAUUAAUAGAGCUUUUAAACUUUGGACUAACGUGUUCUUGCUCCCCUGGAAACCCGUGGGAUUCGUGUGUAUUUUUCCGAGUCUUAUGUCAGACUCAACUGCACAAAAUUUUCGUAUCUAGCUGAUCUUUGGGGUCGCUAAUUGUGCUCUAAAAACCUGUCUGAACAAUGAUGG